UACUAUACCGACAGUUAAAACCACUGUCCCCAGCAAAACAGAACGAGGGGCUUAGCAGCUUUUGCAAGUUAUGCCAGGACUCGGGUUCCACACCUAAAAGCUGUCGUUAUAAUUCAUAAAGUACCACGGGGGGGUGUUGAAGAUAAUUUACAUGAAUCCUCCAAUUUUUCCCCCAGGAUGGGUUGCCCCCAAUCCAUGCUAGAACGAUUAAGCAGUGCCUGGGAUGUGGGGGUGGGGGUAAGUGUCAAAGAGAAAUCGCCCAGCCAGGCACGCCAAGGUCCACCCACUUCCCCCGCGCUGCGCUAUAAAAGGGAGCGGUGGAGCGCAGCUCGGCAGUGGUUGCUCCAGACACACAAAGACAGAGCUCUCGCUCCUCAGGAAACCCUGCGAGUUCGGAUCGCUACUGCAAGAACGUUUGUCUCAGUGGAUUAGCCUCACUGUCAGGAGUUCAGCCAGAAUGAAACUGGUUCACGUAGCCCUGCUCUAUCUCGGCUCUGCGACCUUCUUCGGGGUGGAUGCUGCAAGGGUGGACGUAGCGACAGAGUUCAAAAGAAAAUGGACGAAAUGGGCACUGAGCCGAGCCAAGCGGGACGUGAAGCCCUCGGGCGCGCUCCGAGCUCUGGGAGCAGCCGCCGCCGUGCAGCCACUCGUACGGCCCCAGGACGUGAAGGAGGAUCCCCGCGUCUCGCAUUCCAGCAGCCGGGAGGAUGCUCACAUCCGCGUCAAGCGCUACCGCCAGAGCAUUAACAGCUUCCCCCACUUCCAAGCCAUCCGCACGGGGUGCCGCUUCGGGACGUGCACGGUGCAGAAGCUGGCCCACCAGAUCUACCAGCUGACCGACAAGGAUAAGGACGGCGCCGCCCCCGUCAGCAAGAUCAGCCCCCAGGGCUACGGCCGCAGGCGGCGCUCCCUGCGCUCCCCCCGGACUCUGCGGGCGCUCCCCCGCGCACCCGCGCUGGGGGUGUGAGCGCCUCGGCCGGCUGCACUCAGGCACGGACACUCCGGGAGCUCGUGGAGGACUCGCGGAGAGCGUCCGUUCGGGCGGGACCCCGGCGCGCCCUCCCGGGGCCGGGGGCGGCGGGGCAGCGAGGACCGGCGGGACGCGCCGCCGGUGGUGCCGCCGCCGAGGGAGCUGUGAGAGCCCCGCCGGGGCGCUCCCGGUCUCCUCGCCCUCCCCGGGCGAGGCCCCGCCGCCGCCGCCUGGGGCUGGAAGGCGGCCGCCCCUCGCGCCGUGCUCGCCGCCGGGGACCGGGACUGGGCCUUCGUCGCCGGGAGGCUGCGCCCUGCGCUGCCCGGCUCCGGCCGCCCCGAGGAGGGGCGCUCGGGGGAGCCCCGCAGCCGGCCCCCGGGCAGGCCAGGUCGCCCCCACCUGCUCUACCCUCUGCGCUGUCUGCACCCGGCAGGGAAUCGGACACUCACUAGUCCCUGCGGGGACUGCGAUAUACUUGAACGUCACAGAGAGGAAAAGUGCAAUUGUACGUGGUUUUUGUUAAUUAUGUGCGGUGCGGUGUGUGUGGAUCAUGAGAUACGUAUCGAUAUUUAAGAUUGUCCUGUGUCAUGUCCUGUUUGUAUCUUUUUUGGAAAAUAUAUUUUAUUUUUAUACGUUUAUAUAUAUAUAUUGCAUAUGGGCAUUUUAAAACAUUGUAUCCCCUCUAUUUUUCAUAUCGUGAAUGUCAAACGUUGUUAAACUCUUUUUCCAUACCUUUUUUAUCUCGCAUUCCAGACUGGUGGAAGAUGUAGAGAAUGUAUCAGCUGUUCUCCAUGGGUAAUAUGUGAAAUAAAGUAAACACUAUUAC
Cygnus olor (mute swan) is the source of this 1796-nucleotide messenger RNA. It is a transcript of the gene ADM, whose product is annotated as adrenomedullin. Bases 458 to 967 code for a protein of 169 amino acids. Gene Ontology annotation, cellular component: extracellular region. The transcript is spliced from 4 exons. Gene Ontology annotation, molecular function: hormone activity; adrenomedullin receptor binding. Gene Ontology annotation, biological process: regulation of systemic arterial blood pressure; adrenomedullin receptor signaling pathway; positive regulation of heart rate. NCBI's taxonomy places the organism in Eukaryota, Metazoa, Chordata, Aves, Anseriformes, Anatidae. The record is from RefSeq and is a predicted model, not a curated record.